UGCAAUAUCAUCGUCUAGUCGACAAUGAUAAAGUGAAAUAAAGGCAACAUCAUCGAGCCAUAAAAACAAAGCUUAAUUGCUUAUCAUAUCAGAAAAAAUGUUUGGUAUUUCAAACAAAAUGUUUAUUACACAAGUUUCACAAGUUUCUUAAGUACUUUUAGAACGAACACAAUACUGAUAUCGCUGACACAUCAAGGUAGACUAGGUACAUAGUUGAAUGCAGUCCUCUGAUCUUAUCAAAUUGAGGAAGCAAUCUGGGUCUUCGUGUCCCUUCGAGAAUAAUGCCCUAUUAAAGGGAUGAUAUGUAAUAGCCUAACCACAACAGAAAUGUCUAUAUAGCGUAUUGUCUCUGGCGAGUCAGAGAAAAUUCAACCACAGUUAAUUUUAAAGGUAUCAAUUUAAAAAUCCUCUUCGCUGUCAAUCAUUACAGGUAAACAAUUAAACUUGAUACAGUUUCGGGGGCGAAGGGAAUAUUAAGACAAUAAGUGUAGGUUUUUCUGAUUCAGGCAAGAAGAAAUGAAUCAUACAUUGUAGUUGUACAUUUAAAAUAUCUUUGAUGACUUUUUAUACCCUAUUUCUCCUAGUGUUCACGAUAGGUAUAAUCAUGGAAUUUACUAGUGUUUCUUUUCUUUUGACUGUUAUAUCAAUUGCAAUUUGUGCAUCAAAUCCUUCACAAGACAAAAGAUGCUCGAGCCAUAUUCCUAAUGGUGUAUUGGGUAGAAAUUGUACUGGAAAUGUUGGCUCCUACUGCCAAGUGUCAUGUUACCAUGGUUACCAACUACAUAACGACGUUUUGGGUAUAUAUUGCAACAAGGACAGACGAUGGUCUGUGAUAGAAACUAAGAUUUGUCAACAAGUUGAAGAAAACAUUCCGGAAAAGCGGUCAUUAACUACAGAGGCAGUCCUUGGGGGCGCUGUGACCGGAUUCCUUAGCGUCUGUCUGACAUACAUAGUUAUCAUGAUGGUUAAACAAAAAAUCAAGAAGAUAAAUGACAAUGAAGACUUUUCUCUUCAUCAACGGAGCAUUGAACAGUCACGUCAAAAUGACUAUUUGGAGACGGUGGCCUUCGUUUCGUCUUCAAGGAAUCCGACCACUUGUGUCAAUGAGGCGGAGAUUAACAGGACAGAGGUUAAACAAGACCAGGAAGUAAGAAAGCCGGAAGAAAGUACAGCCACUCGGCCCAACGACAAGCCGAAGAUUCAUCUGUAUCAUAACGUAUUCAGAAAAGGUUCCUACGAAAACGUGUGACUUCUCUCUUCAAUAUAUAAUACAAUUGUUGUAAUGAGAAAAUAGUGUGUUCGUCACAUGAUCGAUGUCCGAGUAGUCAUGGAAUUUUCCAUUUAUUAACACGAAAAGCAUGAUCAAUCUACUGCGGUUUAUUAAACAAUAUACUGCAUUUUGUAAUAAUUAUUUUGGAAAAAUAAACGUAUCGAAAU
This is a messenger RNA of Magallana angulata, 1437 nucleotides long. RefSeq lists its product as uncharacterized. Bases 557 to 1249 code for a protein of 230 amino acids. The record is from RefSeq and is a predicted model, not a curated record. Lineage: Eukaryota; Metazoa; Mollusca; Bivalvia; Ostreida; Ostreidae. The transcript is spliced from 4 exons.